GAUGUCAAGCAUGAUAUAAUAUGAAAUAGUUAUAAAAUAAUAAAUGAAAUCAAAAAACUAACUAUAAUAUGAAGAGGAUGUUGAUACUCUAGAAUCUUAUAGAUCAAUGAAUUAUGAUGACAAAACUAUGGAAGUGGUACAAUACAGAAAGGAGAAUUUCUUUCAGUUUGGAUCUUCUAUUUUAGCAGUAUUAUAUAUGGCUAAUACUAUGUUGAUUCCUAAUAUGAACUAACUUUUUAUUGAAAUAUCUUUUGACAAUCCUUUAAAAAUGAUUAUUUCAGUCAUUGUUUAUUGGUUGCUAUCAUUUUUAAUUUUGAUACCAUGCUAUUUGGUUAUUUAAAUAUGUAAAUAAGAAGGCAAUCCCAUUUAUGCACAUAUAAUCAAAUAAGAUUCUAUCAAUAUUUACAAAGCAUUCAUCUAUUGUAAUUUAAUAAUAAAUACACUUGGAUUAUUUAAUAUUAUUGUAAGAUUGGGUGAUAGCCUACCUAAGGUUAAUCGAUGGUUUUAUGUUGAAUUCCAUGAUUUAAUGGCUUCAGAACAAGGAAAAUUAUUUUUCCCCACUAUCAUAUGUUAUUCAGCUGUUGUUUUACUAUUAUUUUGUAGUUUUUAUAAAUUUUCAUACUUUGAACACUAUUAUGACAUUUAAUAUAGAUUAAUAAUAUCAUUUGUAGGUAAAUUAUUUUUAAAUACAUUAAUAUUCAUAUUUAUUUACUAUGAAGUACCUGAUGCAAGUUAAGAAUAUAUACAAAUGGACGAAAAGUAUAUAUUUUCAUUUAUUAUAUUAGUUUAUUUGAUCCAGAAAAAUCAGAAAAAGCUUCAGAUUGGAUAAUUUAUAGCUUUAAUUAAAUUUGUUGCAUUUCAUAUCCAUUCUUUGAAGUUUUUUAUCUAAAAAGAGAAACUAAAAAAGGAUAUGCUAAGGUUUAGUAAUGCUAUUGGAUUUAAUGGUUACUAAGGUCUGUUAUAUUUUUUUAUUAGAUUACUACUUGGGGCAUCAUAAUUAGUUAACAAAAGAUGAAGUAUUAUUAUUAGCCAUUAUUAUAAUCCUUAAAUUCAUUGUUAAUAUUCCUUAUUUCCAUCUCAAUAACUUCAAUCUAUUCACAUAAUUAUACUUUGAAUAAAGAACUACUCUAAGAUAAUAUUUAAACGGCAACAGAAAAAGAUAAUAAAAAAUAAAUUAAGUAAAUUUAUAUGAUAGCUGCUGGUAUAUUUGUAUUUGAAAUAUGUAUAUGUAUUAUAUGCAGACGUUUUAUUUAGAACUUUACAGUUCCACAAAUUAAAUCAUUUAUUUUCUCAUUAACAUACAGUGUUUAAACUAUUUGUUUUGGUUUUUCAUGUAUCAGUAUACCUGUUUAUUUGUGGAUUAAAAAUUUUGACCCUUAAUCAAACAUGUUUAAAGGAAUGGCAUAUUCAGUCAUAAUUGUUUACAUGAUAAUUUUUAUUGUAAUUAGUAGUGAACCAUUUUUUUAAUUAAAAUAGUGA
Messenger RNA from Paramecium sonneborni, 1479 nucleotides. Lineage: Eukaryota; Ciliophora; Oligohymenophorea; Peniculida; Parameciidae. The record is from the annotation of a GenBank genome assembly.